Molecule: messenger RNA, 2156 nt
Organism: Periophthalmus magnuspinnatus
Lineage: Eukaryota; Metazoa; Chordata; Actinopteri; Gobiiformes; Gobiidae
Gene: ubald2
Product: UBA-like domain containing 2
Exons: 3
Coding region: 142-564 (140 amino acids)
Molecular function (GO): protein binding
Source: RefSeq, a predicted model, not a curated record
AUGAAAAUAUUUUGUUUGUAGCGACAAGACGCGAGAGAAGCCCAACCGCCGCGGCUCAUCCGGACUCUGCGGCUCCAGGGCGGUGUACUCGGGACCACCAGCCGCUCAGAGUGACUGUUUCUCGGCGUGGACGCGGUGGAGAUGUCCGUGGACAUGGAGGAGCUGAAGCACCAGAUCAUGAUAAACCAGUUCGUGUUGACGGCGGGUUGCGCGGCGGACCAGGCGCAGCAGCUGCUCCAAGCGGCCCACUGGCAGUUCGAGACGGCGCUUAGUUCAUUUUUCCAAGAGGCCAACAUCCCGAGCCCCCAUCAGAUGUUGCCGAGGAACACUCCUGCCACUCCGCCCAGUUUCCCUGACGCCAUGGCGAUGUUCUCAAACCUUCGGGCGUCGGACUGCGGCUCACCUCCGCCCUCGGCCCUGCCUCCCUCCUCCCACCUGCACGUGCACGCCCCCGCUCACAUGCACGCCCCUCCUCACCUCCACGUGCACUGCUGCCAGCCCCAGUGGCCGCCCGUGUCGCAGCCAGGCACCGCGACGCAGCAGCCUGUGCCCGGGCAGAGAUGAGGCACAGCGCUCCCUGCUGGUACGAACUGGGACUACACUAACACUGAAGCAGAGGAUCAUGGGAGGCUGCUACGAAAGAGGCAGCGGCGUUUUUUGGGACUUGGAUUAUGAAUAUAUUAUGGAUGUUUCGACAGAACCGGCAGAGAUAUGGUAGCGCCUCCUCGUGGACAUUUGUGGUACUGCAAUAAAGAGUUUGCUUAUAAUGUAGAACAGCAAAAAGAUGCGAGUUAUUGUAGCCUUAAAAUGGAGAAUUUUAUUAUAGUUUUGUAAAGGUAUUCUAUCCAAAAUUUUCUAGAAUGCAUUUUUGUUUUUGAAAAAUGCUGUGAUGGGUUGAAGGUCAUGGUGUCUGAACAGUAAACAAUUGUCUUUAUUUAGGUUUGAUAAUGAGAUUUUGUAAGGAACAUUUUUUACAGUGAAGGCUGGCGGAUGGCGUGCUCUGAUUGGUCGUUAUAAAUUGGUUUAUUUUAACAUACGUACAGUGCAAUCCAAUGUGAAGUCAGUGAAUUGAACUGGUUUGAACAAUCACCCACUAUCAUGUUCUAUGCUUCCUGUUAUAUGCGACAUUUUGAGAACUUUUUCCCAAUUCAAAAGAGCUGUGUUCUCCACACCAGAAAAACUACGCAGUUCACCUUUAAAGUAACAUGUUUGAUCCAUCCCCCUUUUUAGACAAACAACCAAUCAGAACCAACCCACCAUUCAGACGUGCCAGCAUCGACCAAUUGGGUGACAAAGCUGUAAUUUGCAGAACUAUAUUAAUGAGAAUUGGAUUAUUAAUAAAGAAGAGGAUCAUGGGAGAUUUUAUUACAACUCUGAUGGAGACAGCCACAAAGUCACGAGGAGCCAUUUUGGAUCUACAGUUUCACCUUUGAAAAUGGAUGAAUAACAAGAACCACUUUAGAGAUUUUUUUUUUGUUUUACUUUUUUUCAAAUAUUUUACAAAACCAACUUCUCGUUUAUUUGGAUAUAACCCUGCAGACCACCGCCUCGGACAAACAUAAACUAGAGAAGCUAUUUCUACUGAUUCAGCUGUUACCUCGGUCAUCUUUGUUUUACUAACGCUCUACUAAUGCAUGUAGUCUGGCCUAUACACUGCAAUGAGUAAAAGGUGUGAUCUUGUUUUUAUUUUGUAUUUAGCUAGGACUUAUUUCAAUGUAGUUUUAAUGUUUUUUUAAGGGAAUGCAUCUGGAGAGAGGGUUGCUGUUGUAAUCUAUUGGGAAAUAGUAAUGUUUCAAGCUAAAAUUUAAAUCUAACUAAUUUAAUCAAAAUUAGUGAAACUACUUAAAUCAAAAUGUAUAGGGCACUUGCUUUGUUUCUAGGCGGGACAAGAAUGACAAGAAUCGAGGGUUUGUGUAUUGUUUUGACUUGAGUGGCAGUACCAUAAGUGUCCAUGAGGGGGAGGAGACACUACACGGGUGUAGGGCUCUUACUGACGUCACUGGACCUCACUGGGAGAGUGUGUUUAGGACGACGACUGGAGAUGUUUGUGUUGCGUUCGAGUUUGUUUGUACUUUUCUUAUCGUUUGUCACUGGAGCCAUUUUAGUUUGUUUUGAGAAAUUAAUAAAGCCAUGAGCUGGACAUUUUUUGGAAGAAA